This is a messenger RNA of Dendroctonus ponderosae (mountain pine beetle), 8216 nucleotides long. Its product is annotated as zinc finger SWIM domain-containing protein 8 homolog. The record is from RefSeq and is a predicted model, not a curated record. NCBI's taxonomy places the organism in Eukaryota, Metazoa, Arthropoda, Insecta, Coleoptera, Curculionidae. Gene Ontology annotation, molecular function: zinc ion binding. The transcript has 33 exons. The coding region runs from base 397 to 5568 and encodes 1723 amino acids. Gene Ontology annotation, cellular component: Cul2-RING ubiquitin ligase complex.
AAACUACUUUAUCUGACAGGAGUUGGAGCUUCGCCAUGUUUGUUGUCGUUUAAUAAGGGAGGUCGGGCAGUAGAAAAUUACUCCUUUUUAGAUUUUAUAAGUGAAACUCCCAAGUCUACGUUGUUGUGUGAUCGUGUUUAUUUAUGGAUUUAACAAUGUUUAGUUAAAGGGCUCAUCCGAGCCCAAAUUAAUGGUUCAAUUCCACUUUGUGACAGUGAUCCUUUGUCCUGUUAGGGGGUUGUUAGUUUGAUAUUCAUACUGGCGCGACGAAGUGCCCAAGUUGGCCCUCAGGGCCAACAAGACCUGGAGGAUGAUAUCGAGUGGGAUGAUCGAGCUGAGAAUAUAGCUGGGGACAGGUACAGUUUUGAUGAUUCUGAUCGGUUCGAAGAGGAUUCAAUGUGCAGUUGGAGCUCCGAACCUGAAAGUGUUUGCAAUAACUGGAGAGGAUGGAAAAAGCCGACAAAUGGCCAGAACGGAUUUUAUGGCGGUGGACGAAAUAACGCAGAUGGCACACCUCUAGUGCCAUCAUUAACGGAACUUGCCGCAAAAUGUGUUGCAUCCCAUAUACCUUUCGAGCUGGUAGAACAUGUGUAUCCUCCAGUGCCUGAGCAACUGCAGCUCAGAAUUGCCUACUGGAGUUUUCCUGAUAACGAAGAAGAUAUCAGGCUUUAUUCAUGCUUGGCAAACGGAUCUGCAGAUGAGUUUUCCAGGGGGGAAUACUUGCAUAGAAACCAUCUUGUAAAAGAACCUUUGCAAAUAGGUUUCCACUUAUCUGCCAGUGUGCAGCAAGUGCGAUACAACAACUCGUCUACUCCAACUUUUAAUGUCGCGGUCACCUUUGACCGCCGGCGAAUUUCCUCCUGUAACUGCACCUGCCAGUCACAAGCUUAUUGGUGUUCUCACAUCGUUGCUGUGUGUCUGACUAGAAUCCACUGGCCCCAUUUAGUUACUCUGCGGGCUCCAGUUUCCGAGUCUUUAUCCCGAUUACAUAGAGAACAACUGCAGAAGUUCGCGCAAUAUCUCAUCAGUGAAUUGCCGCAACAGAUUUUGCCAACAGCUCAGAGGCUGUUGGAUGAACUACUCGGAUCUCAGCCAUCCGCCAUAAAUUCGGUAUGUGGAGCGCCCGAUCCAACGGCCGGCGCGUCUGCUAUGGACCAAACCUCUUGGUAUUUGGAUGAAAAAACUUUACAUGACAACAUUAAAAAGAUUUUGAUUAAGUUUUGCGUGCCAGCACCGAUGGUUUUUAGCGAUGUGAACUAUCUGAGCAACGUUGCUCCACCGGCGGCCGCAGAAUGGACAUCACUGUUAAGACCCCUAAGAGGAAGGGAACCAGAGGGCAUGUGGAAUUUGCUAAGCAUUGUCAGAGAAAUGUUUAAACGAAACGAUAGGAACGCGGUUCCUCUUCUUGAAAUUAUUACCGAGGAAUGUUUGGCGUGCGAACAAGUCCUUAUUUGGUGGUUUAAUACAAAAGUUGCCCUAUUAAGUGGCAGUACGAGUCAUGGGGGCCCAGGAGGCGGCAAACACAACAACAUCAAUAGUAACACACACGCGUCCCAGCAUGCAGGCUCGUCGUUGUGCGAUGAAAUUGUUGUUUUAUGGCGACUUGCUGCUUUGAACCCGGAAUUAGCGCCGUCUGAGCGCGACAUGUUUCACAGCCAGUUUUCAUCGUGGCACCAGAAAACUUUAGAGAAGGUUUCAAAGUGCCGAAAUACAACCAACUCUUCAGCGUCUAACUACUACAAGAAUUCAUCGCUAAAGGCCGAUUUGGAAAUUUUCACCGGAUUUAAGCCCGCAAUUGACGCCUGCUAUUUAGACUGGGAUGAUUAUCCAAUGCCUGGGAUUACGUACACUUCAGACAUAAAUCCCAUGUACCAUUGUCCGUUUACGUGUUUUAGACACGGUCCUGAAAGCACCAGGGGCGAAAGCCAGGUUGCACAGGUUAAUUCUUCAAACGCGGCGUUAAAUUGUGGACAGAUUCAGCAUUCGCACCAUCACGCUCAUCAUCGACAUCAUUAUCACUCUUUCCAUAAUCAUCGAUAUGGAUUUAUGAACGUUAUGUCGCUUCAUCCUGUCGAGUAUGCUCCCCAUGCUCACAUCAGCCAGUUGAACGAAAGGGACGGUAACCGGUCUAGUGUAAGCAGUGAGGGAUUUUGUGAGGUGGAUGAUGACAUCAACGUUCUUAGAGUUCGAAGCUUUAAUGACAUCGAUUCACAAGGAGGUGGUGGUAGUGAUUCCUCCAGUAGUAGUGGAAGUAGUCGAGAUAGUAACACUCCUGUAACUAGACAGAUAGCAAGUUUGGAUAAUCCUACUGACAGCAUGAUAGAUAAACAUAUUGAUUUGAAUCCUAGCACUUCAGGGGCAGUUAGCAAGACCUGGCCAACCUAUCAAAUUCCGCAAUCGACUGAUACCGAAGAAGAGUCUAGAGUACCAUCGAAAGAAGAAUCGGGCAGUUCGUCAGAGUCGCCCAAUUCCGGAGAUGAAUACGUUGUGUAUUUUUAUAACGCCAAAGAAGAAAAUGCAUCUUUGGACCGACCCGAUAACCAACUGGCUAUAAGUCAAAGUUUGGAUAACUCAGACAGCAGAUUCGAUGUGUUUUCGGAAAUUCGAAAGUGCAAUGAUCCGUGGGACGUUUUAUUUGCUCGGGCGGAGGGUUUGCAUGCUCAUGGCCAUAACCGAGAAGCCUGUAUCUUAGGUGUUAAGCUGGCUGAGGAACUGUUGGCAAAUCCCCCCGAUUUAAUGAUAGAAGUUCCUCAAGUUCCGAAAAAGAAGGGUAAAAAACCGCAACUGAACCCGGCCACGCACCAGUUGAGCGUAUUGGCUUCCGGCACUUUAUCGAAAGGGGCUUUUCUGUGUUCCGUCCUGUCUGAGAAUCCCGAACACUUCCAUUUGGCCUUCAGGGUGGGAAUGUUUGGUUUAGAGAUGGCGCGACCACCAGCCAGCACCAAGCCCCUUGAGGUGAAAUUGGCUAAUCAGGAAACGGAUCUGGUGAAUCUGUUGAAAAAACUGCCUCUAGGCCCCAGGGAAUUGCAGAUUCUUCGAACUCGAGCUCAGGAAAUCAAAGAUAUGUUUUCAGAUGGCACCAUAAAGUCCAGAGGGGAGGCCAUGCUUCCAAUCAUGUUAGCUAGUUUCAUUUUCGAUGCUUUGGUUAUUCCAUCUAUAGUCGGCAGGGACAGAUCAAAGAUUGUUUUAAGACUGCCAACUGACGAAUCACUGGCAUACGAAGCUGCGGUUGUUGCCCUGGGUUUAAAGGCAAAUGUGUCCGAAGCCGACCAUCCGCUAUUGUGUGAAGGCACCAGACGGCAAAGGGGAGAAUUAGCGAUUGCUCUUCUAACGUUCUACAAGGAUGAUAGUUACAAAAUUUGCAGAAUCAUGGAAAAAUUGCUGGACAAAGAAGUGCAUCAAUUAAUUAAAACACCACUGAUCAGCCCAUAUUACACCAACAAUCCACCCAUUCAUCACAUGAAGGAACGAGAAGGCGAGAGUUCUGCAAUGCCGACUAGUCCAUUUAUUCCGGGCGCGGAAGGUAUUGCUACAGAAUGCAACACCGGAAGUAGACCGCACAGUUCUACCAGUGCUGAGGUCGAGCAGGGAAUGGGCGCUUUAUCAGUCGGAACUUCCAUAAAUGCCCUCGGUCAAGGUGUCAACUCAAGAACCAAGGAUGGACGGUAUAAGAAAAGAGCGUAUCCGUCCAUACCCAAUCAACCUUCUGAAGCUGGGGCUCAUUUUAUGUUUGAAUUAGCCAAAACGGUUCUCAACAAAGCAGGCGGAAGCAGCAGCACGUCGUUGUUUACACAGCCAUCGACAACUCAAACUCAUCACGGACCCCACAGGGGGCUUCAUAUGUGCGCUUUCCAAAUGGGGUUAUACGCAUUAGGUCUGCAUAAUUGCGUGAGCCCCAAUUGGCUUAGUCGAACAUACAGCUCGCAUGUGUCAUGGAUUACAGGUCAAGCAAUGGAAAUUGGAGCUGCUGCAAUCUGUUUCUUGAUUGAUACAUGGGAGGGUCAUUUAACGCCGCCAGAAGCUGCAAGUAUUGCGGACAGAGCGUCUAGAGGGUGCGAUACUAACAUGGUAAAUGCGGCAGCAAAUUUAGCUCUAUCGGUGCUGCCUCAUUCCCAUGCUCUAAAUCCGAACGAGAUUCAAAGAGCUAUUCUUCAAUGCAAAGAGCAGAGCGACGAUAUGCUGGAGCACGCUUGUCUAACGGUCGAGACUGCUGCAAAGGGGGGCGGUGUAUAUCCGGAAGUUUUGUUUCAGGUUGCGAAAUAUUGGUUUGAGCUAUAUGUGCGGUAUACUCCGGGCGGUGAACAGCUUAUCGACAUUGAAGUGCCGAUGACCGAUUGCCUUAUUGAUCCCCAUACACAAUUGGUAGCUUUGAUUGAGCAACCUGUAGGACCGGAUGUCCCUGUUACUGCUACGCCUGUUGUAGUUACAACUGCUCCUCCCCUUUAUCCGCAUGGAGCACCUCCGGUCGGAAUGUAUGUGAGUCACUACAACUUUGUACCAGCUCAUCCAGGGGCGACUGCAGGAGCUUUUGGCGGUCCUCUACAACCGAUGGGGCCAACAGCACAACAUGUACAUGUUCAGUACCAGUUCCCAUAUCCUCCACCUCCACCAGGCACACAGACAAUACCACCUUUUCCGCCACCGUUGGGACCGCCCGGAUAUGCAGCUCUACCGCCACCUCCAACGAGUCAACAGUCUCCUUUUGCCAACACGCCACCAGUAACGUCGCCGUACACGCUGCAAUCGACGUCUCAAUAUGUGGCUCACAGUCAUCCGCCCUCACAAUUUGUGACGCCUACGGUUUCCAAUCAACUUCAGCAACCGCAGGCCGCUGUUUAUUCCAGUCCACCACCUACGGGUGCUGCUGCGCCCACCACCGUCCCACAUUUACAAUAUUUUGGACCUGCGGCUUCUCAGGCUGCCAGACCUCUUCCACCACAUAUGUAUCCGCAGCCGAUACCAGGAAUAGCAGCCCAACCGUUUGUCCGACCACAUCGACCUCCGCAGCUGAAUCAAACGCAGCUGCGCUAUUUGCUGAAUGCAUAUAGAGUGGGUAUGUUGGCUUUGGACACUUUGGCACGCCGAGUUCACGAUGAUAGGCCGCAAGCCAAAUAUGCCCGGAAUCCUCCAUAUGGAGAAGAUGUAAAAUGGUUGCUUCGAAUAUCCAAGAAUUUGAGCACUCAUCAUCUUCACCACUUCUGUGUGUGUGCAUUGAAUUCGAUUGUAAGUCCUUUUGUGCUGCAUGAUGUUGCCAUCGAGGCCGCUCAACAUUUGUCUCGGAAUAAUCCGGGAUUAGUGAUGCAACAUUUACGCACUGCCUUAUUGCCGUUGGUUAGCAAGUGUCAACAAAUGUAUAUACAGUGCAUGCACCAAAAGCUAUACCACUUAACAACUACAGACUAUGAAGAUUUCAUCAGCAUUGUUCUUGCGGCAAGAGCGGCCUUCCACAUCACUCCGGAAGGGAACGUACAGUUUAAGGAAUGGUUAACUUCGAUAAGGAGAUCAAAAUCAUGCAAAAAGGAUCUCUGGCAACAAAUCAACCAAGCACUUCAAGCGAACUCUAAAUGACAAAGGCCUGAUAUCGUGUCGCAAACUAGUUGUACGUUUCGCCGGCUGUCUCUUACCGACUCCGAAAAUCUAGAUUCUAACAUGCCCUCAACGCCCACUCUUCGUCCAGUUGUUCUGACUGCGUAUUCAGAUCUUGAACAUUCUCUCGGAGACAACAAUUUGCACUCAAUGCUGCCAGACAGUGGCCAAAUGAUCUCAGUAACGAGCAGUCCAAAUGUGUUUCAACAUGUGGUUGAAAGUAACGAGCCGACGCCUACCGUUAUGGUUCCGGUCACUUUUGAGAAUUGUCCGCCUCCCCCAGCAGUGCGGAUAUCUUUGCCGGCCUUAAAUAUGCCGAGCAGAUUUUUGCCGGACAUCGAUCAUUCAACUGGUGGAUACAAUCUUCCAUGCCUGUUGGCUCCGCAGGGGCAUCCUUUGGCAAUUAGACACGAAGGCGGAUACAUUUUACCUCCUCACGUUUUAACUGAAGAAGCUGGCGCUGUAGUUAAUGCAACCAAUUCUCAUCAAAUUCUACAGGAUUUACCUCAGUCACUGAUUGCUUCUAGACUGCACCCGGUGCAGGUCCCUUUAUCUACGGAUAAUUUAGGCAUUUACAGAUUACCGAACCUAUCCAAUGAAACUGUUAGACUGGGAGCUGGAAGGAAGCCAAACAGUGGCGAAGAACAACCCGAAAUUGACCCAAGACUUCCCUCGAGGCUCGUACGACUGGAAGGACCAAGCGGAACAGGUUUGAGAAACAAUGCCUUUCGAUCAAAUAGAGAUGGUAAGAACGGAUUCUCCGACAGUUGAUUUAAAUGAAUCGAGCGGUAUCUUCAAAAAAGCAAUAUUUGCCAUAAGAUUUCAAUAGUGCUUAUUUGCGUACGUACUCUCUUUAACCGCUAGUAAGUUAGGUAAGUCUCGACCUCACUAAUUACAUAACAAAGCGGGUAUGGCGAUGUUUCAACUCGUAAUGGAACUUUAGAUAGAUAUUUAAAUGUAAUUGUGUCCAUGAGAAGUAUGCGUAGGAAAUAAGUAGUUCAAUUUUAUUUGGAUUGCACUCAAACGAGCAUAAGGCCACUGAAAUAGGUUUGAAGAUGGUAUUUCACUUCUUUUUAUUUUAUUUUAUGCGACAACAAACAUAUCAGAGCGAUUGAUUCAAGUAAAUAAAUAUACAUUUUAUUUGGACGGCUUCUGUGGCAUAUUGGGACAAUGGUUAUUUGGUUUACGGAUCGUGCGAUUUCCGUAUUUUAAAAUUUCUCGUUUUUUAAGUAUAAGUGGACCAAAAGAAUGGCAACGGUUGGCCAAUUGGCCUAAAAAAAUGCACUUGGGAUUGUGUUUAUUGAAUCGAAUAUGGAAAAAUCUAGUGUUUUUGUGUUUUCCUCAUUGAAAUGAGUUUCUACAGCACCCAAGAAAAAACGACUGUCGAUAUUGGAUAUGUAGGUUCUAUUGGUUCACUGUGCGCAUUUAGGAGUAAGGUUUAACGGAGAAAUUCUAAUUACGUAGUUUUAGUUAAAGAAUCAGAUACUAUCUUCAAACAGAGUGUUCCAGGUUUAUACAUAGCAUAGCUUUUUAAGUUACUUAAGUAACUAACAUUGGGAUAAAGCAAAAUCAUUAUCCGAUUUAAAUCUGGGACAUCCAAAAUCAAUUUAUUUAAAGUAUCUUCUGAGAUGUGGCCUAUCUUUAUAAAUCUAACGAUAUUGGUAUUUUAUCACCAUAUAAAAUGAGCACCCUGUAUAGUUCAUGAUCUGUUGAACUGUUUUAAUCUACCGAGUAUAAUAUUGCUAUAAUAUUUUUUAAAUAUAUUUGUAGACAUUUUUAGCUAAAUAUAAAAGACCCGACUAUUUAACGUUUACGAAAAUGGAUUCAGACGAUUGGUCCAGUCCGUUUUCUCAAACGAUAAAUUCGUAGUUAAGCGUAGAAUAUUCUAUGGUUGUGUUCAAAUGUGUGUUAAGUUUAUUUCAAGACUUCGACAGUAAAUGUCCCCGUUGAUAGUAAAUACGUAAUGGCAACAGAACAAAUUUUCUCCGACUUGUGUACAGCCCCAUCACCAUUUGUCUCAUUCAAGGGGAUGUUUUUGUCGCAAAACAACAAAAGGUGAUCUCAAAGGUGUGUAUAAAUUUAAAAAACUAACAAUUGACUAUUUUGACGACUCCCAGUAAAUUGAAUCUUUAGAAUUACAAGUAGGAAGUUUAGCAACGAAUGGUCCAUUUUUGAGUUUAAAUGAGCGAUGGAUGACCUGUUUUAUCAAGAUUAGCCGUUUCUAGCGUUUGCUAAACUUCCCACUUUCUCGUACAUAAACGCUGUGCCUUGAAAUUACUUAUUACAUCAUUUGUCAGAAUGUCUGAUCCCGUUAAAUCUAAUUAGGGGGCUCGUUCGACUAGUCAGUUAUCACCCAAUGCUCAUUUUGUUUCUUUCAUUUAAUUCUUAAAAAUACUAUAUUUGCUUUCAAAGAAAAACUUUUGGAAUUAAGCGAAUAUCUGUGAAUAUAUAUAAUCAUAUACAUUAGGUUUAGUUACUUCAAUAUAUUUUUUAUAUACGAAUGUGCGUGAAAGUUAUUUAAAUCGCUUCAUUUACGCAUCAAUCUAUUGUAGUAUUACAAUAUAACGUAAUUCGUAUUGUUAUUGUCCACUGUAUUCUUAACUUCGUAAUAAAACAUUUUUCUUAUCAUG